UUAGAACAUUUCCAUUAACACGCUCAUAGUUUUUCUCAAAUUCAAACUAAGCUUGUGCAGUAAUUUCGUACGUUCAUCUCCCGCAAAGUUUCGAAGAAUAAUCACACGCUCAUCUUCCUCUGGGGAUUAUUUGAACUGUAUAAGGAUAAUCUAGCACUAAGUGAGGGGAAAUGGCUUAUUGCUCAAAGUGCCUGUUGCAUUCCAUGGCAAUUCUUGUAUUUAUAACUAUAGUUCAAAGUUCACAAGCUUAUUUAAGGAAUGAAAAUGGGGUAAAAACUGCUGUCUUUUUAUCACCUAAAUUUUUGAUGGAGCCAGGGUCGGUUUCUGAUAAAUACUUUUACAAUAUCGAUUUCCCUCGAGGUCAUAUUGGUCUUAAGAGUUUUGACGCUGAAGUAAUUGAUGAGGCAGGGAAUUCCAUUCCCCUCCACGAAACAUAUCUCCACCAUUGGCUUUUUGUAAGGUAUUAUCAACGUAAACAUAAUGGUUCUGAUGUUGCAAAGUACCAUGGCGAUCUGGGGCUCGAUGGGCCUGAUUUUGUUGUUGUAAAGAAUAGUGGAGUAUGUGACUAUGGCCUUAUACAAUAUUUCGGCCUCGGAUCUGAGACUCGAAGAACAUCCACAUAUGUGCCAGAUCCUUAUGGAAUUGAGGUUGGAAAUCUAGAAGAUAUCCCUUCUGGUUUUGAGGAGAGAUGGAUGCUCAAUGUGCAUGCAAUUGAUUCUCGGGGUGUGGAAGAUAGGAUGGGAUGCACUGAAUGCCGGUGUGAUUUAUAUAAUGUCACAGUAGAUGACUAUGACCAACCUUUGCCACCUGAUUAUAAUGGUGGCUUGAGAUGUUGUUAUGAUGAGACGAGAUGUCGGGUGAGACAAGGGUUUCUGGGUGUGAAGAGAAGCCUCCACUUGAAGUACACUGUCAAGUAUGUUGAUUGGUAUACCUCCAUUGUGCCUGUUAAAAUCUAUAUCCUUGAUGUCACUGAUAUUUGGACAAUGGCAGAUGAAUCCAGAGGUAUAAAGUCUAGACAUAGAUGCCAGAUCGAGUAUGAAGUUCCAUCUUGUGCUGUUGAUGCGGGUAAUGAUUAUUGUACUCAUACCAAAAGUCUACAUGUAAGCUUGCCGAUUGGUGGCGAUGUCAUCUAUGGUGUUGCACACCAGCAUGCUGGUGGGAUUGGUUCAGCUCUUUAUGGGGAGGACGGAAGGGUGAUAUGCUCGUCGAAUCCAAUGUAUGGAGAAGGAAACGAGCCUGGAAAUGAGGCAGGUUACAUUGUGGGAAUGUCUACAUGUUACCCUCGACCUGGCUCCGUCAAGAUAUCUUCUGGUGAGACGCUAACUCUUGUAUCCAACUAUAGCAAUGCACAGAGACAUACAGGAGUCAUGGGGCUCUUCUACAUCUUGGUCGCAGGCUCAUCACAACCAAACACAGUAGUGCAUGCUCCAGCAGAAGUACAUCAGGCAAGGAUGAUACGGUUAUCUGUUUGGGGUGUUGCGCUGUUUGGAGUUGCAAUCAUUCUGGUUGUUAUUUCUGCAUUCCAAUAUAGGAUCAGAAAAGAGGAAGGCUAUGAAGCUAUAGUCAUGUGAGCUUUUCCUUUCGAGUUUGGCUCAUCACAGAGAAUUUCUGCAGUCAUGUUGUACCACUAUAUAAUUUUAUGCAAUAUUUACCGGGUUUUUUUAAUUCCUUUUGGAUUCGCAGGAUAGUUAUACUUCAAUAAGAUUAUGUUAUCGUUGGAUUGUUGAUCGAAUUUGUA
Olea europaea var. sylvestris is the source of this 1738-nucleotide messenger RNA. RefSeq lists its product as uncharacterized. The record is from RefSeq and is a predicted model, not a curated record. Bases 171 to 1571 code for a protein of 466 amino acids. NCBI's taxonomy places the organism in Eukaryota, Viridiplantae, Streptophyta, Magnoliopsida, Lamiales, Oleaceae. The transcript is spliced from 5 exons.